This is a messenger RNA of Penicillium waksmanii, 813 nucleotides long. RefSeq lists its product as uncharacterized. The coding region runs from base 1 to 813 and encodes 270 amino acids. The record is from RefSeq and is a predicted model, not a curated record. The transcript has a single exon. NCBI's taxonomy places the organism in Eukaryota, Fungi, Ascomycota, Eurotiomycetes, Eurotiales, Aspergillaceae.
AUGCCUCCCGUGCUGUCAAAGAUGGACUCACCCACCUCGUUUGGGCUGAGUCCCGUGCAAAAGACCGAGAUGAUGACCUGCAUACAUACGGCCAUCGAAGACCUGCGAAUGGAAGUGAUGCCAUCAAAGGCCAACCAAAAGAAGAAUCCGAGAUUGAUCCCGCAAAUCAAUAUUACCCCUCCCUCUACUACUGCUACUGCUACUCCUCCUGUUACAUCGACCGCCCCAAUUUUCGACGCUGGGAAGGCUAGCAAUUGGGUAAAUUCUGAGAUCGGAUAUUUCUUUCCCGACCCAACUCGUGACGAGCAUGUACGGAUGGUGGAGGGCGCCCUUUUCUUUAGCAAUGCCCUUGCUUUUGUCAACCAUCUCCGGGCCCUGUCUGCCUUCAAGAACGAAAACACUAUCCGUCUGAACAUCUACUCUUGCCUGCGAGGCGAGGCACUGGAAUGGUUCAUCUCCGAGCUUUCGCAGUCCGAGAGAGAGAAGCUCCGAAGCUCGUCUCUGGAGGAAGGAUGGAUUGAAACUCUAAUGAAGCGAUUCAAGACUCCCCCAUCUCACGCCCUGAAGACUCUGAAGAGGUCCAAGUACAACUGGGGAGAUGUUCGAUGCCAGCGCUCUCUGGUCAUGUGGGCUCACAAUAUGUUGCGUUUGGCCCAGGAAUCGAACGAAUACCCAGUAGCCUGGCAACAGAUACACGCAGUAUGGGACCAGAUUGAGAUCCCGAUCCGAGGAAAUGUCAACGAGCCAUCGUCAGGGACUACUGUUGCGAGCUUCAUGGAAGAAUUAGACGGAUGGUACAAUCUGUGGCGCUAG